UCCGGUGCGGGAAUUUAAAUAUGGCGGGUUUGAAAACACAAAAUGCAAUAACAUUGAAAGGAUCUACAAAACUUGUUACUGAAUUCUUCAAUUAUGGAAUAAACAGUAUAUUAUAUCAAAGGGGUAUUUAUCCUCCAGAAUCUUUUACCAGAGUUCAAGAUUAUGGUCUGACACUACUAGUAUCAACAGAUGAACAAUUAAAAGAAUACAUUGAUAAUGUUAUUAGUCAAAUUAGAGAAUGGUUGAUGAAUAUGACAGUGCAAAAACUAGUUGUUGUUGUUAAAAGUGUUCAUACAAAUGAAGUUAUGGAAAGAUGGCAAUUUGAUAUUGAAUGUGACAAAACAGUUACAGCUGAUACGAAAAGAAAUAAAUCUGAAAAGGAAAUAAAAGAAGGAAUUAAGUCAGUUAUACGACAGAUAACAGCUUCGGUUACAUUUUUACCUCUUCUUGAAACAGCGUGUUCAUUUGAUAUAUUGGUUUACACAGAUAAAGAUUUAGAUGUACCUGAGAGUUGGGGAGAAUCCGGACCUCAUUUUGUUGUCAACUCAGAUGAAGUUCGAUUACGUUCAUUUACUACGACAAUACACAAAGUAGAUGCAAUGGUUACGUAUAAAAAAACUGAUUGAAGCAUUAAUAUGUGAAAUGAAUUGCUUUGCAAUCCCAGAAUUGUUUUUCAUGCUCCAGAUAUGAAUCUUUAAAGUGUUGAAAAUAUUGAAUGAAAUUGUAGUAAAUAUGAGGUUCAGAUGAAUUUCAAAAGGAGCAAUGUGAGAAAAGUUGAGAACAUGUGAUCAGUGCUCAUUACUUUUAUUACCUCCACUUAUAAUUGUGUAAACUACAAAAAUAUACCAUGCACUUUACCUGGCAAAAAUUCCUUGGAAUUACCUUUACUUUUCCUAUGUAUUGUUGCAAUAUGAAUAUACACAUCUACAUUUAUGUUUGCUAAUUUUGUCUUUAUUUCUCAGCUUCUAUGUUUUCUUGAGAUUUAAUUUGACACCAUAUUUUUAUUUGUGAACA
This is a messenger RNA of Patella vulgata (common limpet), 1014 nucleotides long. Its product is annotated as mitotic spindle assembly checkpoint protein MAD2A. The transcript is spliced from 5 exons. Gene Ontology annotation, cellular component: kinetochore; cytoplasm; nucleoplasm. Bases 21 to 626 code for a protein of 201 amino acids. Gene Ontology annotation, biological process: mitotic spindle assembly checkpoint signaling. NCBI's taxonomy places the organism in Eukaryota, Metazoa, Mollusca, Gastropoda, Patellidae. The record is from RefSeq and is a predicted model, not a curated record.